GCAGUUCAUAAAAAAUCAACCGUUUUCUAGAAGGGUCUCAAUAGGCCGCCAGCCGUGGAGGACAGGAGGAGACCUAGGUACCCACCGCGGCAUCGCGCCACCGCCCAGGCACCCACGGCCCCACGCCUGGACAGCCCGACGCCCGCAGCAUGCAGCGGCGCUGGCGCGCAGCGCUGCUCGCCUAGUCGCUGGAGGCCAGAGCCGCCACCCCGCUGAGCCAGACCGCCGGACGAGCGGAGCCCGCAGGCCGCAGCGAUGCUCGCCCCGCCGACGCCCGGACCCAGAGCACCGCGCCCACGGGCCACCGCCGUUGUCCAGCCGAGCAACCGUGAGCCAAGCAGAGCAGGGGUUUACCACUCUAGUUUCGCUGAUGAUGAUGGGAUCACAAAAGCUUGCAGCUGUCCUUUGCUUCCACUGAAAACUCAUAUCAAGGGCCCGGCACCAGCCUCUGACCCUGAUAAAGCGGACAUUGUUGAUGAAGCCAUAACUUUCUUUCGAGCCAAUGUUUUCUUCAAAAAUUUCCAUGUGAAAAGCUCAGCAGACAAGUUAUUGAUCUAUCUGACGUUUUAUAUCAAUAUUGCCUUAAAAAGACUAGAAGGUUGCCGGACACUAGCUGUUGGGACUAAAGCAAUCAUUAAUCUGGGAUUGGAGAAAGUUCCUGUACCUGGGGAACCAGGGUUUCCUUUCCCUGGACUUUUCACUCUUCCCCAGUCCCAGGAGGAAGCAGAAUUGUUGAGGAAUUAUUUGAAGCAGAUAAGGGAGGAAACAAGUGGAAGAUUGCUCAACUGUGCAUACAGAGCUAAUGGCUUUCCAAACAAGUGGUGGUUGGCUUUUGCUAAGAGGAAGUUCAUGAACAUUGUCAUCCUUUAGACUUGGGCUUUUUGUACCAACUGGUUCAAGCUUUUUUUUCACUCAUGAUCGUGUGAAGUAUCCACACACAACAAAGAUAGUUAUCCUACAUCCCAAAGUAACACGCCAAAGACUUCGAUGAUAGGAUAGAUGAAUGACAUAAGAUAAAUUAUUUGUUCCCAAUUUGCGAUGUAUAACCGUGGGAACAGUAAUUAUCAUGUUGUGUUGCCUUUUGUAAUUCUCACCCUGCUAUAUCAGAGAGACGAAACCUGAUACGGGGUAUAUUCUACAAUGAUGUCUAAAAUGAGACAGUUCAAAUGUUCUUACUA
Messenger RNA from Zea mays, 1178 nucleotides. Its product is annotated as actin-related protein 2/3 complex subunit 3. The record is from RefSeq and is a predicted model, not a curated record. Lineage: Eukaryota; Viridiplantae; Streptophyta; Magnoliopsida; Poales; Poaceae. The transcript has 4 exons. The coding region runs from base 256 to 870 and encodes 204 amino acids. Gene Ontology annotation, cellular component: Arp2/3 protein complex; cytoskeleton. Gene Ontology annotation, biological process: regulation of actin filament polymerization; Arp2/3 complex-mediated actin nucleation.